AUGUCCCCUCUCGAGUCGCCGUCGCCGUCGACGAUGAUUUUGUUGGCGGAGUACACAGAUACCUUAAGCUCACUCCCAAACGAGCUUACUCGCGGUUUCUCCGAUUUGCGGGAGCUUGACGCUGUUCUUCGUUCGUCGAUUGAGGCUAUCACUCGGAAAAUCAUUGCCCUCACUCGCUUGUUGGAAAGCGAGACGGCUACGCCUGCUGAGCGCCUCGUGCUCAUACUUGAGAUCGCUGACGAUGCGCAACGGCUCAAGAUGGGUUCGGAAGACAAGAUUAGAGUUGCUGGAAAGGCUUGCGAGGAACUUCUCCACACCCGCACACUGGUCAAUAGAACCCUUGCACAGAUUGCUGCAGUCAUCCCUCACUUCUCCGAAACUCUGAACGUUCACAACACGACGUAUCCUCACGUUGCACCCUCCUCGUUACUCCCCGUCACUGGCGAGUUUGGCCGACGCAAGCGCAACCCUGGCACCUCAGUUCUCCAUAACACUGCACGUGAUCUGUACCCUUCAAUAAGCCCAAAGAAACGUCGGCUCGAUGAUGACGCAUCAAGUAUUCGUGGUGCUGCUGGGUCAAGCAACGGCAGGAAUGUCUCUAAGGGUAAAGACGCCAACAAACCGUCCGCACCAUCUGCGCUUAGCCGUGGGAAGCCCAGAGCCGGUGGCGAUACUGACUCCAUAUCUGCAUAUGACACUGUUAAUGGGUAUGGCGCAAACCGAUCGGGAUCGCGAACUGCAAAUGGAAAAGUUGCGCAACCACCCCCAAAAGCCAACAACCCACGCUCGCGUACAAACGGCGACCCCGGCCGUAUGCGGGGCCUUUUAGAUACUGUUGCCUCUCGUGGAGGAGGGAGUCGCGCCUUUGAAGAUGAUGAUUACGCCACAACAGGUGCUGGAUCUUCGCGGCGUUCACCGCACGCCAACGAGCGUCAGCAUGGAAAUGGUAACGGUACCCGCGCGGACCCAGAUUAUCAAGCUCCAGGAUCUCACAACUUACUCGCUUCCACAUCAGGUCCCAGUACUCUAAAUUCUCACCAGCCUAGUUCAAGAGCUGCUGCAAACAGGGGUCGUGCAACCGUUGCUGCUGCCGUAGCCGCCGAGGAUUAUGACUUGGAGAUUAACGGUUACGAUGUCAAUUUUGAUGGGCACGGGGACGGCUAUGGAAUUGGAGAGGAUGGAAUGGACGAAGGUGGAGAUGGCGAUGGUGAUUUGGACGAAACAAAAUAUUGUUACUGCGAUCGUGUCUCGUUUGGAGAGAUGGUUGGAUGCGAUGGCCCGGACUGCACACGAGAAUGGUUUCAUCUCCCGUGCAUUGGCCUUACCGUCGCUCCCAAAGGGGAAUGGUUCUGCGACGAAUGUCUCGCCAAGAGAGGUGCGCAAGCGUCAAAUAAAUCGCAACGGCGUAGUGGUGGGCACACAACAAACUCCAAUGCCACGACCAGUGCCACAGCCGCAAACUCAAGUAAAAGUGGAAACGGGCGCAGCGGUUCAGGGGGUGGUCGGCGAACUAAAAAUAACAAUCGUUCUGGGAAUAACAGUCGAGCUAAAAGUCAAAGCGCUACUGCGGCACCGAUGGGUAGUGGCCCCAACAAUGCUACGUCGGAGCCGGGGACUUCAAACGGGACCGAUGGCCCUGGGAACGACGGAACACCAUCGCCUACUGAGGGUCCGGUUAGUACACACGUCAAGGACGAGACAGACGUUGAACCUUCUCCAACCGAACCACCUGAACAACCGGAUAAGAAAGAACGCCUCACACAACGAGAAUCAUCUUCCAACAAAGCAGGGACGAACGAGAAGAAACGAGAAAAAUCGGUACCUGUACUACCCGUUCUCGUUCCCGUCCCGGCUGCAGAUACCGAUAUCGAUAUCGAUCCAGCUCUUAAGAACGAACCAACAGUGGUGCCUCCUAGCAGUAGCGGUAGACGGACGACGCCGCCUUCAUCGCUAGCUCAGCCCGAUCUUACACCCGCACCGAAACCUAUCGCCGCAUGA
Cantharellus anzutake is the source of this 1998-nucleotide messenger RNA. RefSeq lists its product as uncharacterized. The record is from RefSeq and is a predicted model, not a curated record. Gene Ontology annotation, cellular component: nucleus. Gene Ontology annotation, biological process: regulation of DNA-templated transcription. Bases 1 to 1998 code for a protein of 665 amino acids. The transcript has 5 exons. NCBI's taxonomy places the organism in Eukaryota, Fungi, Basidiomycota, Agaricomycetes, Cantharellales, Hydnaceae.